AGUCGCUUCUGCAUCGCGCACAUACCCGGCUAACUGAUGAAAAAAGCCCUCAUCAGUCACACAUUACAUUCUUCAUCAAUAUGUCCGAAUUCCCCCAUUAUCAGCAGCCAUCUUCGUUGCCCUCAAGCUAUGCUCUCAUGAGCCAUUUUAAUCCGGAACUCGAUCCAGAAGAACGCGAAGUAGAAAGCAACGGGGAGAUAUCAAGUUCUAUUGAAGAAGUUUCGCAAGGGAUCUCGAUUCAGCAAAAUAUCGAUCCUGCUCUGGCUGGCCCCUUUGGCCCAGUUUCCUAUGCAAUCAAACGUCGCAGGACAAUGUCGGCAGUCCCCACAACAAUUCGACCCAACCGACGGAUCUUAUCCCCCCUUCCGGGAACACCGGUUGCGCCUCCUGAAUCUCCAUUUGUUGAUGAACACACUCCUUUGUUGAACACUGAAAUUCCGGACAGAAGAGACAGUAAAGAAGCCCCGAGAUCUUCUUGGUUUAACUUCGGCAAAGAGCUCAAUGUCCUAAUUCGCUACUCAUUUCCGAUUCUUGCGACUCAAGUGUUGGAGUACUCCCUCAUUGUGGCUUCGGUCAUAUCUAUUGGACACAUCGGCACAGACCAGCUCGCAGGAAGCACGUUAGGAAAUAUGACUGGUAGUGUCACUGGGUAUUCCAUUGCACUUGGUUUCAUUUGCGCACUCGAUACUCUGCUCCCUACUGCAUGGACAUCUGAUGAUCCCAGUAUGGUUGGGCUGUGGACUCAGCGCAUGGUCGUGCUCAUGACGAUUCUUCUUGUGCCUAUGCUUGGAAUUUGGUUUAACACCGAAUCGAUUCUCCUGCUCUUGCAUCAAGAUCCUGAAGUGGCACGCUAUGCAGGAGCGUACCUGAAGUAUGCGAGCGUUGGACUACCUGCGUACACAUACAAUGCAAUCGCGAAGAGAUACUUUCAAAGUCAAGGUCUCAUGCAUGUUCCUACCGUCGCAACUGUCAUUGUUGCACCCCUCAACCUUUUCCUCAACUGGUUAUUGGUGUGGGGUCCAGAGCCCGUGAGAUUGGGAUUCAAAGGCGCGCCGCUUGCUACAGCAUUUAGCUUCAAUUUAAUGCUUAUUGUGUUCAUCAUAUAUGGUGCAUUCUUCGCGCCGAAAACUGCAUGGUGUCCCGUGAGUCAUCGUAGUUUUACGCGGCUUGGAGAGUUGGUCAGUUUAGGUAUCGCUGGUGUCGGCAUGACGGUAUCGGAGUGGUGGUCUUGGGAGAUCGUUGCACUGGCCGCUAGCUUACUAGGACCUUCUGCACUAGCAGCGCAAUCCGUGAUUUUGUCAACAUGUAGUGGACUCUGGCAAGCAAGUAAUGCCUUGUCCAUUGCCGCUGCUGUUCGCGUGGGCAACCUGUUAGGUGCCGGACAAGCGAGAGAGGCAAGCCUGGCUUGUAAGGUGUCUUUGUUCAUGGGCAUAUGUGCGGCCUCCCUUAUGGGAGGCUUGCUGAUCACCUUUCGACAUAAUUGGGCAUACAUUUUCAAUAAUGAUCCUUCCGUGGUUCGCCUCGUAUCCCAAAUCCUACCUCUUUGUGCAGGCUUUCAGGCAUUUGACGCGCUUGCAACUAUCUCAAGUGGUAUUCUUCGUGGCCUUGGAAAACAAUCGCAUGGGGCCGUGAUUAAUCUCACCGCUUACUAUGUGAUUGGCAUUCCGUUGGGUCUCUGGCUGACCUUCAGCCGACAUACACAGUUGUACGGAAUAUGGAUCGGAUUAACUGUCGCACUUGUCUAUGCUUCCCUUGUUAGUGUUAUUUUGGUCCUGCGAUCCGACUGGGAGCAUGAGGUAGACAAGGCCAGAGCGCGUUUUACAGAUGAUCAAGCCCAACCGAUCAACGGGACAGAAGAAGGAUGCACGGAGAAUGGUUCUGCGUUGCCCUAAAAGGAUGAAUUCCAGGAGUGCUUGAUGAAACACUUAGAUUGGAUAUGGUAAUGACAAGUCAUGAAACAGUAUAUUCUAUUCUCUACACACCUGCUACCACCACUGCAGCACAUGCAGUCCACCUCACGGGGUAGCGGUCUGAUCAAAGCGAUGUCUUUGACAAACCCUGGGGGGUAACUGCAAGAUGUUCAGUCGUCCCGCUAGCGUUGCCCAUUUGCUCGUUGCCGGCGGUAUUAGCCAAAGUUGCCUCGAUUUGUUGUGCCAGUGCGGUUGGACCCGUUGUCUGCAAAAACCACGGCUUACUCAUGUAGUUCCGGAUACUGUCCGGCAGAAUCACAACAAUAUUCUUGCCUUCUACACCACCAAGCGUUCUAUAUCCUUCACUGCUCUUCAAAUAGCGCAGGGCUCCGGCUAGCGCACUGCCGCUGCUGCCACCUAUGAGCAUGGACUCGGUUCUGAUGACUUCACGAGCUGUGGCAAAAGCUUCAUCGUCGUCGACCUUCUCCCAAACAUCAACUAAUUCUCUACAUAGGACCUUCGGCAAGAAAUCAUAGCCUAUCCCCUCUACCUGAUAACCACAGAUACCGCUCUGCACCUUCUUAUUGACAUCAUCGGGUGCCAAGACGCUACCGACUGGGUCCACCGCGACAACAACACAAGCCGGAUUGUGGGCCUUCUUGAUCGCACGACUGAUGCCGGUCACUGUACCCCCGGUACCGGCACCUGCUACAACACAAUCGACCUUUCCAGAGGUGAGUCGUUGAGAAUUCGAAGGUGCGGUGACGGCCGCAAUGAUCUCAGGGCCAGUUGUAUACUCAUGCGCCAACGGGUUGUCCGGAUUUUCAUACUGGUUUAAGAUAAUGCCGUACGGGAUUUCCUCUUCAAGCUUCUUUGCCACACCUAAGGUCGAUAUGGCUUUCCGGGGAAUCCCAAGCUGCUUCAGUCGGCGUUCGAACAAUCUCUGCGCCGAGCGCACGAAGUGUAGCCUCCUUUUCUCUACUCAUCUUCUCGGGCAAGGUGAUGAUAACAGGAUAGCCUUUGACAGCAGCUACUAGCGCAAGCCCAAUUCCUGUGUUUCCACUGGUAGGCUCAAUAAUAACACUCUUGCCGGGAAUAAGCCUGCCGUCCCGUUCAGCUUCCUGCACCAUGCGCUUUGCUAUUCUGUCCUUGACGGAACCACCGGAUGAAAGAAACUCGGCUUUGCCCAAUAAAUUACACUUCAGACCAUGCAGGGCAGCAAAUCGGUCGAGGCGUAUCAGAGGUGUAUCGCCAAUUGCAUCAGUGGCAUCAUCUAGAAUGGCCUGUACGCGAUGUGACAUAUCUAAAGCACGUCGCCGUAGAGGAGAGAGAUAUU
Molecule: messenger RNA, 3246 nt
Organism: Dacryopinax primogenitus
Lineage: Eukaryota; Fungi; Basidiomycota; Dacrymycetes; Dacrymycetales; Dacrymycetaceae
Product: MATE efflux family protein
Exons: 26
Coding region: 81-1892 (603 amino acids)
Biological process (GO): xenobiotic detoxification by transmembrane export across the plasma membrane
Cellular component (GO): membrane
Molecular function (GO): antiporter activity; xenobiotic transmembrane transporter activity
Source: RefSeq, a predicted model, not a curated record